AUUAUGGCUAUCAACAUGACUGUGAUCCAAAUCAUAUAAAUACCAGCUGCUUCCAAACUCCCGUUACAGAACACAUUGGAAAAUCUGUCUGGUGUACUGUCCAAAAACAAUCAUGAAGUUUGCGGCUGUAAUCCUUGCUCUCGCUGUCAUUUCAGGCUGUCAGGGGCGCUUCCUGUUUCAGGAUGAGCCAAAAAGCCGCUGGGAAGAGGCAGUGGAUCAGUUCUGGAACCAUGUGUCCGAGCUGACCACUAAGGCUCAAGAGAUGAAGGACAACAUCAAGGCCACCAAGCUGGGCAGAGAGUUAGACACACUGAUCAUUGACACCAUGAUGGAGGUGGACAUGUACAAACAUAACUUGCGCUCCAAGCUGGGCCCUUAUGCGCAUGAGACUGCCCAGAAAUUCAAUGAAGAUGUUCAGCUGCUGGUCAAUAAGCUCCGCGCACAUAUGGAGGAAGCUAAGGAUCGUGUCAGUGAAUACACCGAGGAGUUCCGGAUCAUUGUGGAACAGAACAGUGAUGAGGUCAAGAACAAGGUCAACAACUACGCCAAGAAACUAAGGAAGCGUUUUAACAAGGACAUCCAAGAGAUCAACAAGAAAAUGUCAACAUACAUUGAGGAGGUUCGCUCUCGUGCUACUCAGGGUAUGGAGGACGUGAAGGAUCGUCUCGAGCCUUACUUCACCUCAGUGCGUCAGCGUGCUGAAGAGAAGCUCACAACUCUGGCAGAUCUGCUGAGAAGCCAGGGAGAAGAUCUGAAAGAGAAACUGGAAUCACGGAUGCAGGACCUUAAAGAGAAAGCUGAGAAGAGCACAGAGAAUAUGCGUAACACAAUUCAGGAAAAGACAGAGGAGAUAAAAAGUUGGUUAGAGCCCUAUGUGUCUCAGGUCCAGAAGCAACUAGAGACAGUCAUGGAGGGCUUGUAAUAACAGCAUAUACAAAUGAGGUCUCAUAGGAAAAUUAAUAGAUUAACUUUUAUACUAAACGUUGCUUCCAGAAAUGAAAGUACUGGAAACGUCAAAGUUAUGAGUGAAAUAUACCAUUUGUACUACAUGGAUGUAACAACAGAUGUAAGCUAUGCAAUAUAAAGUUCAAUAAAACCAGCAUGUACCAAUGAG
Messenger RNA from Puntigrus tetrazona (Sumatra barb), 1114 nucleotides. RefSeq names its product apolipoprotein Ea (gene apoea). Gene Ontology annotation, molecular function: lipid binding. The record is from RefSeq and is a predicted model, not a curated record. NCBI's taxonomy places the organism in Eukaryota, Metazoa, Chordata, Actinopteri, Cypriniformes, Cyprinidae. Gene Ontology annotation, cellular component: intermediate-density lipoprotein particle; extracellular region. Gene Ontology annotation, biological process: lipoprotein catabolic process; regulation of amyloid-beta clearance; negative regulation of neuron apoptotic process. The coding region runs from base 113 to 922 and encodes 269 amino acids. The transcript is spliced from 4 exons.